UUCCUACAGUUCCUGGAAAUUUGGAUGCUCGUUGGUGUUUUGGUGUUCAGAGUGGUAGUACAUGACCAUAAAACCUGACGGAAGAGAAUUAGGAGAGUGAAGACAUGAGUGAAUCGGAGGAGAAACAUCAAGUCAACACUGGAGAAAAAUCUUCACCUUCCUCACAUACUGAAAGUAAUUUUUUGCUGACAAGAAGUGCCCAAAAAUCUUUCACCUGCCCUCAGUGUGAAAAACGUUUCCUAUACAAACAAGGUCUUAAACUUCAUAUAAGAGUUCACACUGGAGAGAAACCAUACACAUGUGAUCAGUGUGGGAAGAGUUUCACACGAAAAGGAAACCUUAACGAUCACAUGAAAAUCCACACUGGAGAGAAGCCGUACACAUGUGAUCUAUGUGGGAAGAGUUUUUCGCUAAAACAAAACCUUAAUGUACACAUGAAAAUUCACACUGGAGAGAAGCCACACAUAUGUGUUCAGUGCGGGAAGAGCUUUGCAGGAAAAUAUUUACUAAAUGAACAUAUGAAAAUCCACACUGGCGAGAAGCCAUAUGCAUGUGAUCAGUGUGGGAAGAAUUUCAAACAUAAAACAAACUUUAACGAACACAUGAAAAUCCACACUGGAGAGAAUCUGCACACAUGUGCUCAGUGUGGGAAGAGUUACGCACGAAAAGGAGCCCUUAAUGAUCACAUGAAAAUCCACACUGGAGAGAAUCUGCACACAUGUGAUCAGUGUGGGAAGAGUUUCAGAAAAUCAGGUGUUUUUAAAGUACAUCUGCUUACUCAUUCUAGAGAAAGACUAUAUAACUGUGACCAAUGUGGUAAAACAUUUUUUAGGGCAGAUUUUCUGAAGGACCACCUGAAGGUUCAUACAAAGGAGAAGCCUUACGUAUGUUCUUUGUGUGGAAGGAGUUUUAGACAGAUGGGUGCAUUAAAAACACAUCAGAAAAGACACAGCGGUGUGAAGGAUCAUGCUUGCUCUGAGUGUGGGAAAACUUUUUUUACAGAUGAUGCACUGAAAGUGCAUCAGUCAGUUCACACUACAGAAACACCUUACAAGUGUUCACACUGUGACAAGAGAUUCAAACGGUCACAAUAUCUGAGAAUACAUGAGAGGGUCCACACUGGAGAGAAGCCGUAUCACUGCCAUUCAUGUGGGAAGACUUUCACUCAUUUUUCUUCUCUAAUCGGUCAUAAAAAAAAAUGCAUGUCUGAAAUUAACACUAGUAGUUUGAGUUCUGGUUCUGUACUCUGAGGUGCGAUGAUGUGUAGGACUGCAUCAAACAAUUGUUGAUA
Molecule: messenger RNA, 1291 nt
Organism: Sinocyclocheilus anshuiensis
Lineage: Eukaryota; Metazoa; Chordata; Actinopteri; Cypriniformes; Cyprinidae
Product: gastrula zinc finger protein XlCGF8.2DB-like
Exons: 2
Coding region: 105-1250 (381 amino acids)
Biological process (GO): regulation of transcription by RNA polymerase II
Cellular component (GO): nucleus
Molecular function (GO): RNA polymerase II transcription regulatory region sequence-specific DNA binding; DNA-binding transcription factor activity, RNA polymerase II-specific
Source: RefSeq, a predicted model, not a curated record